CCGAGGGCAUCGUGUACUUAACUGAGCCUGAAUGCCGUCCAAAAUGUCGCGAAUAUUUCCUCCUCGUUAGAUCUUCAUAGUCUGUCUGCAUUACCCAAAUACCAUAUUAUAUACUCAUUCAUCGACCCAGUCCCUCAUCAAAGUGCUAAUUGGAGUGCUCUUUGUCUUGAUUAACGUCACUUAUUAAUAGUUCAGCAGAGAUAUUCAUCAGUCAUGGCGGGCCUAUUGAAGGGAAAGCUGGCGUUGGUGACGGGGUCAUCCAGAGGUAUCGGAGCCGCCAUCGCUGCCAACCUGGCCGCAAAAGGCAGUGACGUGGUUCUCAACUAUACAUCAUCGUCAUCUGAGUCCAUCACCAAGGAGCUCUCCGACACCCUGAUCAGCCAGCACGGCAUUAAGACCUACAUCGUCCAGGCCGACCUCGGCACACCAGGCGGACCCGCUGAGCUGAUCAAACUUGUCAAGGGGCAGUUCACCUCGGCCAACAGCGACCGGCCCUUCCAGAUCGAUAUCAUUGUAAACAACGCCGGCAUUGCCCUCAACGACAAAAUCCCAGACCUCACGACGGAGCAGUUUGAGAAGACAUACCGCGUCAACGUCCUCGGCCCGCUGCUCCUCAUUCAGGCUGCAGAGCCGUACCUGCCGACCGACCGCUCCGGCCGCGUCGUCAACUUGUCGUCUGUGUCCAGCGCCACUGGGUUCGUGGGACAGAGCGUCUACGGUGGCACCAAGGCCGCCCUCGAGGCCAUGACGCGCACCUGGGCCCGCGAGCUCUCGGAGCGCUGCACCGUCAACGCCGUCAACCCAGGUCCCGUGCUGGGGCCCAUGUACGCGUCCAACACGGACGAGUUCAAGGCCCAGAUCAAGGGCUGGAUCGAACACACGCCGUUGAUGCGGCCGAGGGAGGGCAUCGACUCUCAGGAGCUGGUCGAGGAUGCCAAGACGAGCGGCGGCAGGCCUGCGUACCCGAGCGAGGUUGCUGGUAUCGUCGGCAUGCUGUGUACGCCUGACGCGGCCUGGUGUACGGGUCAGGUUGUUUGUGCCAACGGUGGUAUGAUCCUGUAGAUAAUCAAGCCUGGGCUUCUUGCUAAAGCGUUUUCGAGAUAUGCUUAUAAAGAAAAGUCACCACAUACAUUUUGGAAAAUCAGCAUUAUCAACGGCAGCGCAUCUUUUAUGUGUGCUUCCGAAGUUGGCAUGCUAAGCGAGUCAUGAGAACUGAGAGCCAGGUACUUCUCACAAGACCAGCGUUAAAGGGAUAAAGGGGAGGCGGGCAACAUCAAUGUCGUUUUGGUUAGGUGUGAUAUUGAACUUUACCUGGCCUAGGAGAGAAGCGGGAGCACAACGACGCACUGGACAAGACUUCUUGAAAAUUUGCGAGCGCAGCCACCCAGGGCCGUUCCCCGGCCUGACCUAUGACGAAGACCUUGCUUUCAAUCAGAAAACGGGCUAACACUUCCUAGGCCGAUCUGGCCAUUGUAGUGAGGAAUAUUCCCUUGUUGGAAAUCUCGUUGCGACGCUACCUUGGCUCCAAGAGCGUGUGAUUUCUUACCUACCCGACUUAGGAUAAAGUUCGACAGCCAAGUUUUUAAUGCGAAAUCAGGCCCGGCUAUCCAAGAUAGGAC
Messenger RNA from Pyricularia grisea, 1619 nucleotides. RefSeq lists its product as uncharacterized. The transcript has 2 exons. Bases 214 to 1062 code for a protein of 282 amino acids. Gene Ontology annotation, molecular function: oxidoreductase activity, acting on the CH-OH group of donors, NAD or NADP as acceptor. Lineage: Eukaryota; Fungi; Ascomycota; Sordariomycetes; Magnaporthales; Pyriculariaceae. The record is from RefSeq and is a predicted model, not a curated record.